AUGCAACGCAAGGGGAAGGGCAGUAAUGAGAAGUCUGAUUUUUUUGUCAAGUAUACGCAGUUUUGGGGCAAAAGUGGUGGUCAUGAAAGCCAGCAACAAGACCUGAGUACAAGCGAAGCCAUUUCACGUUUGGGUAAAAGGCAAUUUGACACUAUGAGCGAGUUGAACGACAUCAUGUGCUCGAUCGUUAUUGACAAAGCAAAGAAGAUGAAGAUGGCCAUGGAUGAAGCAGCAGAGCUGGUCUCAACAUUACCGAAGCCAAAAUUCAUCAGCAUCAUGGUUGGUGAUAUCCUUGAUUGGGAUAAGACGACCAAGAAAAUCCUCAAGGAGACUUCAUCCUACAAAGGAAUCGAGAAGCGUCUUGCAUUAGAAUCUACUACGAGAUCAAGCGUAUUCAUCAAGUACAUCAAGCAGAUUGUGGAUUGUUCACCAACGCAGCAUAACCUUCAAGUCGCCAUCCGUACUUCGCCUGUGUCACCAUCAGAUUAUGAUUGCGAUGCACAUGCCGACUUUCGUAUCGCCAAGAAACUCAUGCAUCACUUCCUUGACCUCAUCCAAGCACCUGUCAAAAUCCUUCAUGAACGCUCCCUUGAACGCACAGCAGCUUGUUCCACCACUAUUUUCCUUAUCAACACGUUCUUUGUAUCCUGUAAUGACACGCUCAAGCUUAAGUGGAUUGAGGUUAGCGCUGUGUCCUCCGGCUCUGUCAAAUGGGAUGGCCUUGGUUUGGCCGUUGGUGAUGCUUGCCCGGAUGCUUUACCCAUGGUUGCAGAAUUUGCUGGCAGUAUCCACACACAUACAAAGUUGAAAAAGAACAGCGACCAUGCCAAGCUUUUACUCCAGGCCAAAGACAUAGUUGAUGCGAAUUCAAAGUAUUCAAGCGUUCACUGCCGGAAGGUGUUUUGUAUUUUGUAUCAUAAGAUGAGCAUCAGGUUGGAUAUCUUGGUCAAUGCAGAGGACAAAUACAUCCGCAAGAACAUCAUGGAGUUUAAGCUGCCGACCACAGAAGUCGAACUUAAAGAAUUUGCUGCCAAACUGGAAUUACUUUUGCAAUGGCGUGACUCAAUCAUAUCCAACGUAGAAUCUUUGCAGACCUAG
Messenger RNA from Lichtheimia ornata, 1098 nucleotides. RefSeq lists its product as uncharacterized. Bases 1 to 1098 code for a protein of 365 amino acids. NCBI's taxonomy places the organism in Eukaryota, Fungi, Mucoromycota, Mucoromycetes, Mucorales, Lichtheimiaceae. The transcript has 8 exons. The record is from RefSeq and is a predicted model, not a curated record.